CAAAAACAAACAUGGCGCUAGAACCAAAGAAAAAAAAAGCGAAACACGAGGAUUCUUAUUUGUCCGUAGGCGGUACUGAUUUCUUUUCCGUAUAUAACACAUUAUAAUCCUCGCAAAUUAGUCCUCAGUUUACACUAACUGCACUGAUUUUUCGUUUUUAGAAUUUAACGACAAGAAGAAAGCUGCAGUUCCACGGGCUGUCCUUGCAGACGAAUUCACGCGGCAGUUUAAAACAGGUUACUUAUUCACAAUAUAUACUUUUUGAGAAACUGAUAUACUUUGAGAGGUGAUUAUAGUGUUUGUUAAGUUUUGUUCUUUUCGCGAGAUGUGGCACACGUGUUUCAUAAAGAAUACAGGGCCGCGACAUGAAUUUCACCCCGCGGCCGCACGUGUUGAGGUCGGAGCGCGAACGCCUUUUUAAAGCACAUUUUGAAGGUUUUUCUAGCCAAAAUACAAGCUUACACAUUUAUUGUGUUCUUUUGUCAACUUGCAGUGGAAGUUUUCGCAGCUGACAUUAAGGACAGAACUAAAACGUCAGAACUUAUAAGGUAACUCAAUUCAAAGCUUGCUCGCGCGCUACAAUUUUUAAUCUGAAAUCUAAGUAACCAAAAGUCGUGCCUGUUUAUCUGAGUUUUUUUUCUUUGACGAACCAGAUUGAAAAUUUUUAUUCUACUUUUUCUUUUUACAGAAGUCUUAAUGAUAAAUUCCCACUUGCAGGAUUGGAGCAUUUAAAGAGGGUCCGAAGCAUUAAACAUGGAAAAGGUUAGUCUCAGCUCUUUGUUUAGGCACAGAGAACGACGUCACUAGAAGGUAGAACAAUAAGCUUACAGAGUGCGAAUGAAAAGACUGAUCGUUCUUUUUUUACUUCAGCAAAAGUACGUGCUAUAUUCGCGUGGAGUGCUACUUGUUCUUGUUUUUAUUCUCCCCUUUUUCGUCAUCUGGAUUAAUUAACAUACUCAAAAGUAGUCAGUAUAACAAAUUUCAAUGGAUGGGUAUGUGAUCUCCCAUAUGGUCUAGCGGUUAGGAUUCCUGGUUUUCACCCAGGCGGCCCGGGUUCGACUCCCGGUAUGGGAACACAAAAUUUUUUUAAAAAAUUUUUUAAAUUCUGCUUUUGUCUUACUUAUGAAACAAUUUGUAUUUUUUUUGCCAUCUUCAUUUUCAGAUGCCAUAAUUCAAAUUAUUUUGUGCCCAAAGAAGAAACAAUGUGUGGACUUCACCAGUUCUUUGAAGGAUAUUUUGCAACAAAACAGAAUUGACUCUGAGCUUCUUGGUGAACCUUUUGUGACAAAUGUGGCAAAGCAUUCACCACUUACCAGGGAACAGUUCAGUGAGGCCUCCUCCUGCUGGCCAGUCAAUUUUCAUGAGGAUAAAUAGUAUGUGGAGAGAGGGAGAGAGUUGGGUUUGUGGAGACGUGGGGUGGGGUGGGGAACCAUCCUCUUUUUGCUUAUAAUUUUCAUGGGGAUGUAGCAUACUGGAAAAGAUAUAUUUUUGGAUUCUAUCCUGAAAAGGGAAUAUAUUUUUUGGGAGUUUUAACUAAAUUUUUUAGUCAACUGAAAAAAAAAAUGUGAAAAAAUAAUAUUUAUGGCGUUCACAGUUUCCUGAGUUUCAUGGUGAUCUGAUGUCAAAAACAUUUUCUUUGUGGAGAUUCCUCUAAUGGCCUCUCAGUGGGCCAUUAAAUCAAUUUUUUUUUCUUCACUAUUUUAAAUUAUUUUUAGUGUGAUGCUAACUGUUUUGAUUCAUGACUAUUUCCAAGUAUUUCAAGAGUGUUGAGAGGAGAACUGUUUGAUGAUGGUGAACUUCAGCUUAUCACAAAGUUUAUGAGAUUAGCAAUACAAAUAGCUGCAACAAAUAUGACCUCCCAAAAGGUAAAAUUUUUUAACUUUAUGUGUAGCUUGGUACAUUGGAGGAAAACGGUUGUUCUAUCUUUGAAAGAGACAAAGUACUUUCUCAUGUUGUUGGCAUUUUUGUGAUGCUGAUAAUUCUUUUGUUUAUCCAUCUUGUUUAAUUUUAGUUUCCUAUUGGUGCAGUGAUUGUCGAUCCACAGACAAACCACGCUAUAGCCAUGUCUUAUGACCUCCGUUACACAGGCCACCCACUCCAGCAUUCUGUCAUGGUCUGCAUUGAUUUAGUGGCUCAUAAUCAGUUGUCAGGGGCUUGGCAACUUGACUGCGAAGCAGUGAAUGGUACAUGGACAAUGAGUGAAAGAAUUCCACAGCUGCAGGAACAUUUAAAUUUUUCUCACCACAACAAACAUUCUUUGGACUCUAAGCCAUCAGAAACAGGAGAAAGAUCAUUAAAUGUGAUGGAACCUUCUGAUCUGGCAACAAACAAGGACCAAAUCUGCAAAUCAACUCCUUAUUUGUGCACUGGAUAUGACCUUUAUGUUACAAGGGAGCCUUGUGUUAUGUAAGUAUCAGUACAUAUUGUUAAGUGACACUUCCCCCAAAGUGUGAAGCAGCUCUCUCUUAACUCAGUGUUAGCACUAAAUUCAAGGUUGGGUUAGGGGCGGGAAGGGGUAGGUGAGCAUUUUCCCAGAAUAUUUUGUAGAAAUCCGAAAAUGUGAUCACCAAAGGAAAAAAUGUGUUACCUUUUAUUUGUAUGUAGAUAAGAUUGGGGCUUAAAUUGUGUUAAAAUAUACUGUAAAAUUCCGAAAAUAAGCCCUGACGCUUAUAUUUUUCAAAGGCCCUUUUUGAGGGGCUUAUUUUUGGAGGGGCUUAUCUACAAAGGGAAAUUUGCGUUUCAAAAUCGAUUGGGCUCGCCUUAUAGUUGAAAGUAAAUUUACCGUUUUUGCCUUGUUUUACUUUGUAUUUGAGGGCAAUUUUCCAAGUACAAGCCCCGGGGGGCUUAUAUUUUGAGGGGCGAUUUAACAGAGGGUUUUUUGGGUUACCCGUUUGGGGGGCUUAUAUUUGGAGGGGCUUACAUGGAGGGGCUUAUUUCGGGAUUUUACGGUAUAUAGCACAUUCUCAAACAGACCCAUCAUAACUUCAUCAUAUGUUAACUUGUUUCAGGUGUGCAAUGGCCUUAGUCCAUUCAAGAAUCAGGCGUGUGUUCUAUGGAUGUAGUGACAAUGUGUUAGGUGCCUUGGGGAGUAGAUAUAAGAUUCACACCCAGACUGGACUAAAUCAUCAUUUUGAAGUGUUUUCUGGCGUUUUAGAGGAAGAAUGCAGAAGCAUUUUCGAACAAUCAUUUGCAUAUGACUUAUGUUGA
Messenger RNA from Porites evermanni, 3207 nucleotides. The record is from the annotation of a GenBank genome assembly. Lineage: Eukaryota; Metazoa; Cnidaria; Anthozoa; Scleractinia; Poritidae.